Nilaparvata lugens (brown planthopper) is the source of this 3356-nucleotide messenger RNA. Its product is annotated as vesicular integral-membrane protein VIP36. The coding region runs from base 89 to 1093 and encodes 334 amino acids. Gene Ontology annotation, cellular component: endoplasmic reticulum membrane; endoplasmic reticulum-Golgi intermediate compartment; COPII-coated ER to Golgi transport vesicle. The transcript has 7 exons. Gene Ontology annotation, molecular function: D-mannose binding; RNA-directed RNA polymerase activity. Gene Ontology annotation, biological process: Golgi organization; viral genome replication; endoplasmic reticulum to Golgi vesicle-mediated transport. NCBI's taxonomy places the organism in Eukaryota, Metazoa, Arthropoda, Insecta, Hemiptera, Delphacidae. The record is from RefSeq and is a predicted model, not a curated record.
GGAAGUAAACUUCAGCCUUCAGAAAGCAGAGCUGUAUAUUCUAACCUCGAAAACUGAUUAGUCAAGUUCCGAGCUUAGGUGUUGGUGGAUGAAUAGUGUGAUCAAAGUUUUAAAAAUGAGUAAAUUCAAUGUAUUUCUAAUUCAAACUUGCAUUAUCGUUAUUUCCGUAGUUCAUGCAGAAUGGAAUACAAACGAUUUUAUGAAACGCGAACACUCACUAAUUAAACCUUAUCACAGCGUUGGAAUCGCUAUCCCGAAUUGGGAUUUCAUGGGCAGUACAAUGGUUACUCACAACCAUGUGAGAUUAACAAAAGAUGAACAGAGUUUGCAGGGAGCAUUAUGGAAUUCUGCCCCAGUUCAAGUGAAGAAUUGGGAGCUGCAGGUGCAUUUCAAAGUGCACGGACGAGGCAAGGAGUUGUUUGGUGAUGGAAUGGCCAUCUGGUAUGCAAGAGAAAGAAUGAAACCUGGCUCGGUUUUCGGAAACACCGACUUCUUUUCGGGCCUGGCGAUUUUCCUCGACACCUACAGCAACCAUAAUGGUGAACAUAAUCAUCAACAUCCGUACAUAUCUGGUAUGGUGAACAAUGGUACGUUGCACUACGACCAUGACAGAGAUGGAACUCACACCCAGUUGGCCGGCUGUGAAGCUAAGUUCAGGAAUUUGGAUCACGACACGCACAUUGCAAUCCGCUACCAAGAAGACGUUCUCACCGUUUUGACGGAUAUCGAUAACAAGGCAGCGUGGAAGGAGUGCUUCGUGGUGAAGGGCAUACGUCUGCCGACCGGUUACUACUUCGGCGUGUCGGCGGCCACCGGCGACCUCUCAGACAACCAUGAUAUUCUGUCUAUCCGCCUCUAUGAGUUGGACCUGCCUGGAGAAACAAAAGAUGAUGAAGAUAGAUCUCAAAUAAUGCCAUCAGCGACUUUCUAUGAACCAACAAGAGAACGAAUCGAAGACGAUAAACCAGCAAUGGGUGGUGUGAAGACCUUCCUACUGAUGCUACUUGUUGCUAUUGUGCUCAUAGUGCUGGGUGUUUUUGGCAUCAUGAUGUACCAGAAACAUCAAGAAAACGCAAGGAAACGCUUCUACUAACUGAACGAACGAUUUACGCAAUGGAUUCAAAGUUCAUGAGCCAAAAAUACUUGUGUAAUUCAAGGCUGUGCAAAAGCUAAAAAUCAACUUUCUACUUGUGAUAUUUUUCAAAGUUUUUCUAUGUGUAUACUAUCAAGCUAUCAAAAUUAAAAAGUUUUCUCAGGAAAACAUUUUUUCCGAUCAUUAAUUUUUGAGAUAUGAGCGCCUAAAGUUUAAAUUUUUGGGACAGAACAUUUCAAAUACGGUAAGAGAUAAAUCCAUGAGAUUCAGAGGAUAGAUUCUUCAUGGUAUUGUUGAUCUAGUAAAACAAAAAUUUUCUGAAAAUAUCAAUUUUUGAGUAAGUUAUUCAAUUUAAUAAAAAUGACCAAAAAUAACUUUUAAAUUUGGUCAAUUUUGGUAAAUUGGAUAACAUUCUCAAAAAUUGAUAGUUUCAGAAAAUUUUUGUUUUACUAGAUCAACAAUACCAUGAAGAAUCUAUCCUCUAAAUCUCAUGGAUAUAUCUCUUACCGUAUUUGAAAUGUUCUGUCCCAAAAUUUUAAACUUUAGGCGCUCAUAUCUCAAAAAUUAAUGAUCGGAAAAAAUGUUUUCCUGAGAAAACUUCUUAAUUUUGAUAGCUUGAUAGUAUACACAUGGAAAAACUUUGAAAAAUAUCACCAGUAGAAAGUUUAUUUUUAGCCUUUGCACAGCCUUAAUUGCGAAUCAUCGUAGGAUUUCUGUUGAAUUUCACUAAAUUUGAUGUAGCAAAUGCCAUAAGUCGAUGCUACUGGAUUACUCUAUAGCCACAUUCACUUUAAACUGUCAUUAAUUAUUAUUGGUUAAAUGGGAAGCAUUGUAUGAGGAUUACUGGCAAUUUAAAUUAAAUCUCACUAAAUUCGUACCACAGUGAAAGGAUAUCAUAGUUCUAUUAUUUCUCUAUGGUAUUAUGUAGUGUACUUUUUUGUAAACAUAUUGUUGUCUCAGAAUAUCAUCGUUUUUUUUCUUACUAUCACACAUAAUUUACCCACUGAUUUAUAGAUAUUCAUCAAUUUAUUCUUGAAUAUUUCCCAAAAAAUUCUAACGAGUUAUCAUUUCAUAAUGGAUUAAAUAUUUCCCCCAAAAUUAUCAAAAAUCUAACCAGUGAUAGUUUCAAAAUGGAUUGAGCUAUCAUUAGUUAAAUACUUAGUUCCUAUGAGUUUGAAAUCUUGAUUCAUUUUUUCCGUUUUGAAUUGGAAUAACUUUUACCCAUCACUCGGCAGCUUUUCAUUGAUUGCCUGAAAUCUCUGACCACAGUAGACCCAUCGACGAUCUUCCAAUAUCUUUUUAGAAUAUUAAGUAUUGCCAAAGGAAUCAAUACAAAAGUGUAAAUUACUUGUACAUAUAAAUUUAUCAAAGUCACUUGUUUAUAUCACUUUUAGAUGCAAAUGAUGUUGUCUUUUACCCAUUAUAAUAUUUUUAUAUAAGAAAUCCCAUGUGAUUAUAAUGCCUUCGUCUGUAAGCGACCUUAAUAUACAUUUAUAUAAUAUUUACGUAAAUGAUAAAAUUACCUUGAAGACAAAAUUUAAGUUUUUCAGUUAACUUUAGGCUAUAUCAAAUUUACCUUUAUGUCUGAAAUACAAAAACAUGUUUCAAGUUUAACAUUCAAGCUUCAAAUUUGAUUGAAUUUUCUUCAUGAUUUUUCUAAUACAAUCGAGAAUGAUUCUCAAGUUUAUUGGGACGUUUGUUUUGUUCAAGGAUUCUCUAGUAUAUUAUUUUAUUGGGAAGUUAGUUUUGUUUGCCAUAUUGACUUAUGUAUGAAAAGGCAAUUCAGAGUAACUAGAAUACCUCCUAUCAUUAAUAAUUUAUUGUAUUUUAAUUGGAUGAUACUAGAACUAUCUUUUCCAAAUUUGUUCAAAUUGUUUGUCUAUUAGGUUCUGAAACUGAAUAAUUUCCGUACGAUACCUCUGUCCUCCCCUACUACUAUAAGAAAGUGAGUUUCAAUUGGUUGUUAAGAAUAACUAGUCUCAAAUGAAUAUUUGUCAAAAUCGAUGGAUUUUACUGUCUGUACAAUGUUAAUGAAUUGUACGCUAUUUUAUACUAUAAUUUAUUGGAAUGGAAGGUCUCAGUAGUUGUAUUUUAAUUGCAUGGUUGAAAUGUAAAAAUGUUACAUUAAGGAUGAUCGUAAACAUUGAUAUUUUGAUUUGUAUGGUUGACUUUUUCUGGAUAACUUACAUAAUAUUGAUGUCAAAUAUAAUGUUUCAGUAUUUAUGGAAUGUAACUUAUUUGUAAUAAAAAUGUUUAAACUCAA